AUGCAUCCUCCACCUGGAUUUCUUCAUCCUCCUAACAAAGUCUCUAAGCUUCAACAUGCCUUUCCAUAUGAUUCUGCUUUGUUUAUUCGUUGUACUGAUAAUGGCAUUGUUCUCCUAGUUCUUUAUGUUGUUGAUAUGAUAAUAACUGGUGAUGAUGCAGCCUGUAUUUCACAGUUACAACAGUAUCUAAAUCAACAAUUUGAGAUGAAGGAUCUUGGUCCUCUACGUUAUUUCUUGGGUCUUGAAGUUUCAUCCAACUCAGAUGGCUACUAUCUUUCUCUGGCAAAGUAUGCUUCAGACUUGCUUUCUCAAACUAGGAUCACAGACAAUAAGACUGUUUCGACUCCCUUGGAACCAAAUGUCAAGCUUACUCCUGUGGAUGUUCUCCUCUCGAUGAUCCUACUCUCUAUCACCAAUUUUUCACUUGGUCAGUCAGUUUAUCACCGCUCCUCACACAUCUCAUUUCUCUACUAUUCUUCGAAUACUUCGCUAUGUGAAGUGGACUCUCUUUCAUGGACUUCAUUUUUCAUCUCACUCUUCUCUAAUACUUUCUGGCGCAGCAAGAAACAGAUUGUCACCACUUGUUCUAGUACAGAGUCAGAAUAUCGUACCCUUGCAGAUGCUACUGCGAAGUUACUUUAG
Messenger RNA from Olea europaea var. sylvestris, 642 nucleotides. RefSeq lists its product as uncharacterized. The transcript has 4 exons. Lineage: Eukaryota; Viridiplantae; Streptophyta; Magnoliopsida; Lamiales; Oleaceae. Bases 1 to 642 code for a protein of 213 amino acids. The record is from RefSeq and is a predicted model, not a curated record.